Notolabrus celidotus (New Zealand spotty) is the source of this 2750-nucleotide messenger RNA. It is a transcript of the gene clic4, whose product is annotated as chloride intracellular channel 4. Lineage: Eukaryota; Metazoa; Chordata; Actinopteri; Labriformes; Labridae. The record is from RefSeq and is a predicted model, not a curated record. The coding region runs from base 337 to 1095 and encodes 252 amino acids. The transcript is spliced from 6 exons.
GCGCUUCUGAUGACAUCACAGCUUUAAGUAUUCCCGUUGCUUCUCCCACGCGCCCUCAUCACCGCUACUCCACCAGCAUAAAGAGCCUCAUGGUCCAAAGAUGUUCCUGUAGCUUAGCUGGGUUUAAGUUCUGUGACACUGCUGCCGUCUUGUCUCCUGUGCUAUAACAGACUUGAGCUGGUCCUCGCCAGGGUGAAGGGAAAAGAGAGAAAAAAAGCGCCUAUCGAGCUUCAGUGCGAAAGAAGAGAGGUGGAGAACAGGACCAAGCUGAGUCCGGGCGUGGUAGCAGGAAAAAACUAACCUUUGUUAGCUGAACUUCAAAUAGUAACUACAACAAUGUCGUUGUCGGUACCGCAGAACGGAAUAAAGGCGGAUGACGAACCCGCAAUCGAGCUUUUCGUGAAGGCGGGAAGUGACGGAGAAAGCAUUGGGAACUGCCCCUUCUCCCAGAGGCUCUUCAUGAUCCUGUGGCUCAAAGGAGUUGUCUUCAAUGUCACCACAGUGGACCUUAAGAGGAAGCCUGCAGACCUCCAGAACCUGGCCCCAGGCACACACCCACCCUUCGUCACCUUCAAUGGAGAGGUCAAAACUGAUGUCAACAAGAUUGAGGAGUUCCUUGAAGAUGUCCUCUGCCCACCAAAGUUUAUCAAGCUUGGCGCAAAACACCCCGAGUCGAACACGGCUGGUAUGGACAUCUUUGCCAAGUUUUCAGCAUACAUUAAGAACUCAAAACCAGAUGGAAAUGAGGCUUUGGAGCGUGGACUUUUAAGGACACUGCAGAUGCUGGACGUGUACCUCCGCUCACCGCUGCCUGAUGAGAUUGACCACCACAGCCUGGAGGACAUCAAGGCUUCCACCCGCAACUUCCUGGAUGGUGAUGAAAUGACCCUGGCUGACUGUAACCUGCUGCCUAAGCUGCAUAUAGUGAAGGUGGUGGCUAAAAAGUACAGAGGCUUUGACAUCCCCAAAGAGAUGACCGGGAUCUGGAAGUACCUGAACAAUGCCUACGCACGCGAGGAGUUCACCAACACUUGCCCCAGUGAAAAAGAAAUUGAGAUAGCUUAUGCAGAUGUAGCCAAGAGGCUGGUCAAAUAAGCUCCUCUUUCCCUGAUCCUUCACCCUCUGUAAUUUCUGCCUCCCCACACCCCUACACCUCUACCCCCUAGCACCCGGGACUGAUGUGCUCAUCCACGAGAAAGAAAAAACUCUGGACUUAUUUUCCUUCUCUCCUCAUCCAGAGCAAACCCCAAAUGCAUGAACCUUUGCCAGCCUUUUGUUUUUCUCCCAUUCCACGAUUCAGAAAAGGUUAACUUUCUUUGCUAAUUGCUUCUGUUUUUUCGUUUUCUGAUGAAUGUGACAUGAUGAGGCCACAAAGAAGCAGCCAUCCAUGUAUCAGAGCUUAUCAAUGUUGGGAGCCACAACUCACACUCCCUGAUAAGUGACCUUCAAGCAGACCCUCUCUCUGCUGCUUGCAGGCAGAGGGUUACAACCUGUCGUUAAUUUUCUGUUUGCUGUUUGUUAUUGAAAAAGCUAUUUCAAGAAUUUCUAUAAAACAACACUGAGAAGCAUUUUUCUGUCUUUUGGCUUAUUAAGAGGCAUUGUAAACAGUGUUGAAGCUUCAGUGUUUUAGGCUUAAGUGUUUGACCGGUUAAGAAGAAGUUGAAGCUCAUCCAAACCUGAGUGGUUGACAUAUCAAAUGAGAGAUACUUUAUUUUACUGUUGAGCUAAAUCAAAUUAAGUGUAACUGCAGGUAGAGCUACCUGGUAUCCAUGCUAUGAUUUUCUCAUCGCCUCAUAUACACAACCGUCUUGUAGCUUAGCUCAGUAGAAUGGUAGGGAUUUUCUUGUACCGGCUGCAUAAGUAACAACUCAGGAAUAAUCUAACCUGGGGUCUAAGAUAUAUUCAACAGUAUGUAGCUAACAAAUCAGCAUAAGAUGGUGUUCAGACAUAUGUUAAUCACCACGUUGCCAUAUAGAUACUUAGAGAUUGAACGGCACAAAAUAGCACGCUGACUCUUUCUUUUCAUAUGACGCAUACAAGAAAGUCUUCACUUGGUUGUGCUGACUGUAGCAUUUUGGAUUACUUGUGAAUCAAAAAGGGGCACAUUAUUCUGGUCUCACUGUGGAUAGGAUAACUCCAACACCUCCAAAAGAAACCACAUGUUUCCCCUGCUUCUCUCUCUAUAGCCUACAGAAUAAAGGAGGAAUGCAGCACCAGAAAAAAUGACAAGAAGAAUAUUUAUGACACAAGGAAUCAAAAAAGAGUAGCAGUGAAAUGAAUUCCCUGGUCUGAUUCCACCCCUGUUCAGUAUGUAGACUGAUCCUUAAGGUAGCGAAUGUAUGUUAUGAAACAGUAGCUCCAAAAGUGCUUUAAUGCAGAUAAAGCAAAACAUGUUUGAAUUUCUGUGGAAUGCCAUGUUUUUCAACAUUUGUUAUAAAACAAAUUUGAUAAAAGGAAUUGUAAAUAUUUUUGUUCUGGUUGCUUUAAAUUCAAUGUUCAAUUUUUUUUUUUUUUUUUUUACAUUUCAUCAAAUUGUGUGGAAAAUGGGUCAUUUCUUAAGAACUUGGAAUCAAUCCAGGACAAACCAUUUCCACAUUGCCUUACUUGUUUUCCCUCUGCAGAAGUUUUGCAAGAGGGUUUUUUUAGAUCAUUUCAUUACAGCAUGGGUGUGUAAAAAGAAGAUAUCCACGCUUUGUCAUGGCUUUUUUUUUAACAAGAAUGACUGAAAUAAAAUUAACUUCUUAUUGGCA